UUCUUUUGGUAAACUUGGAUAAAAGCAUGGUGAUUGCAACACCAGGGUUGUGGGUUCAAAUACCAAAAUGUUUACUUAACACAAGUAAAUUGCAUUGGAUAAAAUCAUCUGCUAAAUGACCACACUGCUGUACUGUUCCAUUACUUAUUGCAGAUGUCCAUUUCUCCAUUUUAUAUCAUCGAAUCAUAAACUUUGAUUAUCGUCCCUUCGUCAUAAUAAUAAUAUCAUCAUCAUCAUUUAGUCUGGAGCUACAAGCCCAUCUCUCUGUCCUCCAGUGUGUUGGUCCAGUCUACAUAGUAUACUUCUAUAUCAGGGCAGUUUAUUGAAGUUAAUUAGUUUGUAUUAGUGACUGAGUCCACAGAGCUCAGUCAGUAGGCUGUUAAAUGAGAUCCUCUGGGCCGAGACCUUAGCACCUAUUAAAAGCCUCCCAUCUUGUAGGACUGUGACAUGUCACGGCUUCUGUGUGAGUUUAAUCACUACGCCUGCAAAUGUCACUCAUGUUUUGGUUGGGUAGAAUGGUUUGGCUGUAUGAAUGGGAGGCAUUGUGAAAGGAAGAUUGGACUUAUUGUAUGUGUGUGCAUAACUGCGUGUGUACAUGCAUUUGUUUGUGUGUGUGCAUGUGCGUGUGUGUGUGUGUGUGUGUGACACUCCUCCUAAUGUGUUCUAUGUUCUUCCCCCUCCAGCCACGUCAGAUGGGACGCGCCAGGGUCUGGAGAGUAUGAGGGGAGGAGUGUGUGCCACGCAGGGCAUGAAAGUGGUCCUUAAAGUGGGACAGAACCCCUAUGGACUGCCCCCGAAACCUGCCAAACCAGACCAAAGCGCGGGCCGCACCAACACCAGAAAUACAGGUGGUGCUGGUAACACCACUCAUCCCAGGAUUCCUAGCGGUGACGGCGGUGGUUCGGGAGGCACGGGUGGUGAGAACGGACCCCUUCCCCCCUCCAACGUGGCUGUCAUCGCCGGCGCCGCAGGAGGCUCCGCCUUUCUCCUCCUGGUCACCGCGGUGAUCUGCGUGGUGUGUUACCGGCGGCGACACGCCAAGCACUCGGAGUCCCACCACCCACCCCUGUCGCUGUCCUCCCUCACCAGCCCCAAGAGGCACGGCGGUGGGCACGGGGGAGGCCACGGGAGCGGGAAUAACAACGGCUCGGAACCCAGUGACAUCAUCAUCCCCCUGCGGACUUCGGACUCGGCGUACUGCCCUCACUACGAGAAGGUGAGCGGGGACUAUGGCCACCCCGUCUAUAUCGUCCAGGAGAUGCCCCCCCAGAGCCCAGCCAACAUCUACUACAAAGUAUGAAGGUCGUCACCAUGACAACCUACAGUACCACCAACUACCACCCUUCCCUGUUCUAUACAGUACAGUACCACUUACAACCUACCUACAAUAUACCCUGUUCUAUACAGUAUAGUACCACCUACAACCUACCUACAACCUACCCUGUUCUAUACAGUACAGUACCACCUACAACCUACCUACAAUAUACCCUGUUCUAUACAGUACAGUACCACCUACAACCUACCUACAACAUACCCUGUUCUAUACAGUACAGUACCACCUACAACCUACCUACAAUAUACCCUGUUCUAUACAGUACAGUACCACCUACAACCUACCUACAACAUACCCUGUUCUAUACAGUACAGUACCACCUACAACAUACCUACAAUAUACCCUGUUCUAUACAGUACAGUACCACCUACAACCUACCUACAACAGUCCCUCAAUGACUUACUCCAAAAGCAGAUGUUUAGGGCACUAUACAGCAUAUGAACUGCCCUAUCCAACCCCAGCCACAGCCACAAGUGUGUGUGUCUAUCUUACUGAAGAGGCCAUCCUUCACGCCCACCACUCUUCACUCAACUGUGUCACUAAGCCAAGUGAAGGUUCAGUAUAUAACCCCCCUACUGCCCCCCCCCCCUCCCAGGCCCUUUAAAGAGGACAGCAAUGACAAGUACUCUGGGCUACGACCCCUUUCUUUCUCACAGCGAAUCGAAACCCCCCAUCCAGAGCUGAAGAGAAGAGUCCUGCCCUAUACACCAUGAGGACAAGUGUGAGAGAACACACACCAAGCUAGUGUGAGAGAACACACACUAGUAACGCCACAGCAUGGCCUUAUGGGACUCGGACCCUAGAAAACCUACAGUCCAACUACCAACCAACCAGAGAACUCUGUCUGUAUCUCCAGUGCUGUGCUAUAGCAGACCUAUCGAGACUGGCCCCUGACUGGCCCUUGACUGGCCCCUGAGACAGACUGUGUCCCCUAAUGUUAGUUUGUUUGUUUGUGUGUGUAUGGUUUCUCAUUGGACCAGGGGCCUCUGACUCUCUCGCCACGUGAUCAGGCUCAGGUGCCAGAGGUCAGACCAAUUGAGUCUUAGUGACAUUCAGAUUCUUGUAUAUUUUAAUAACGUGUGUAUGUGUGUGCUUGUGUAUGUGGGACUAGGAUAAUAAUUAUGACACUGCUACACGUACAGGUGUGUGUGCAGUUAGUGUGCUUUAGUACAGCGAGUAUGUGUGUGUUUUGUGUGUCAGUGUGUGUGUGUGUGUGUGUGUGUAUGCCUGUAUUUCUCUGUGUAUACACUACGUGCGAGAGAACGUGCGUGUGUGUUUGUUCUUUAGACUUGUCUUAAAAACCAAAACUCAAAAAAGUGAGCGAAUAUAGGAAGAAAGUGAGAUUUUUUUAUCGCUAUCAACACUUAUAGAUGAUAUAUAUAUAUGAAUAUCCAGUAAGUCAUUUUUAGACGUCUUGUUUUCUAUUGUUUUUCAUUUUUAUUCCUCCACUUGUAAAACUCCACUGUUACUGCUAGAUAUUGUUUAUCCGCUGGUUUAUUUUUUAGAAACAUGACCUUAUUUCUUUCCCCUUUGAGUUGUAAAUUAAUUGAAUCCCUUUGUUUUUCUUUUCCUGGCGAACUGAGGUCUCUCCCUCUCUCUCUCAUCGCCUCCUCCCUCCCUUCCUCCCUCCCUGUCUCCCUCUGGGCCUCCCACCCCUAUGUAUAUUUUUAUAGUUCUUGUACUAUGCUGUAGUUUUGAAGUUUAGACCUCGUUUGUGGAAGUUCUUGAGGUAGAAACCAUCUAUGAACGUUUUUCUUUUCUCCGUUUUUUUUCAAAUGUCUUUGAACAACACAAGAAAAAGCAAAGGGGGAAAAUAAAGGAGGGAAGGUUCCAAAAUAAAUGAAAUGAAAAGCAAGAAGGUGAACCGGAGUCACUGUCUAGGGAGAAAAGAGAGUGACUGAAAACAGAAAAAACCGAAGAAGGAGUUACACACUAAGAAAGAAAAAGAAUGCGAGAACAGAUGGAAGAAGAGGAGGAGGAUAGGAGUUGAAUUGAGGGAUGAGAGAAGGAUCCCUGGGAAGGACAGAGAGCGUGAAGCGAUGACUGCGGCGAAGGAUAGGAGUCUUUCCUUUAAUGGAGGGCUGCGAAGGAGUGAUGAACCCUAGGAGGAGGGAGGAGAGGAACGGACACGCAACUGAAAUGGAUUUCAGGGGGGAAACCUCACUGUGGAAUAAGGAGGAGAGAUUUAAUCUCCCACACACACACACACACACACUGACAGAUAGACAGACAUACUCCCCUUUUACCUCGCAACAGCUUUAUAUUUGAGACACACACUCUUUAAGCUGAUUAUAAUGAUAGACACUCUCUGCAGACACACUGAUCCCUCUCACAUUCUCUUUCACUGUCACACACACACACACACACACACACACACACACACACACACACACACACACACACACACACACACACACACACACACACACACACACACACACAUAUACAUACAUACAUACAUACAUACAUACAUACAUACAUACAUACAUACAUACAUACAUACAUACAUACAUACAUACAAAAGAAUACGCAGAUUUUACACACAUACUGAGGACAAAUACAUACUGAUUGCAUUCAACACCACUACAUCUCUGCCUCACACACACACACACACACACACACCACACACACACUGACUGCUCUCAUGUGGCUCCCUAUUUUUCACACAGUCCUGGCUUUCUACCCAUGAUUAAGUCAACCUCUGUGUGUGACGGAAGGAUGAAAAGAUGUUUUGUCCUCCGUGUGUGUGUGUGUGCGUGCGUGCGUGUGUGUGUGUGUGCAUGUGCGUGCGUGUGCGUGUGUGUGUGUGUGUGUGUGUGUGUGUGUGUGUGCGUGCGUGCGUGUGCGUGUGUGUGUGUAUGGGUGUUUUUCCUCAAACACAGCUCCUGUCAGUCUCACUAUAAGCCUGUCUAAUGAUACCCGUUUUCACUUCCUUUUUCUAGAACAAAACAUUUUUCAAUGCCGUGUGAUCAGUGAUGUUGAACAGGCUAGCCUCUGUAUUGUUGAGACAAGUGUUAGACCAACACAGCCACAACAACCUUUGAAUACAUACGUACGUACUCACACAAAAUAGAAGACAAUAGAUACUGUGCCAUAUUUUGAAAUAUCCCUCAUGCUCAACAGGGGUGUGUUUGAUCCAGAAGCUUCACUCAAAGUGUGUGUUAUUCAUGUGCCUGUUGGAGAAGCUUCAUUUGGAAAAUUGCUGUUAAAUGUGUUACAAUGACAACUGCUCUCUCAUAUAAUUUGUAUGCUGUGUUAUCUGUUCACAUUAUACUUUUUGAACUUAGAAAGUAUUAAGAGAAAUUGACCAAAUCUGGGGAAAGUUUCUCCCCGGUCUGUGUGUACUCUACCAUCAUCUUGGUCUGUGUGUACUCUACCAUCAUCUUGGUCUGUGUGUACUCUACCAUCAUCUUGGUCUGUGUGUACUCUACCAACAUCUUGGUCUGUGUGUACUCUACCAUCAUCUUGGUCUGUGUGUACUCUACCAUCAUCUUGGUCUGUGUGUACUCUACCAUCAUCUUGGUAUGUGUGUACUCUACCAUCAUCUUGGUCUGUGUGUACUCUACCAUCAUCUUGGUCUGUGUGUACUCUACCAUCAUCUUGGUCUGUGUGUACUCUACCAUCAUCUUGGUCUGUGUGUACUCUACCAUCAUCUUGGUCUGUGUGUACUCUACCAUCAUCUUGGUCUGUGUGUACUCUACCAUCAUCUUGGUCUGUGUGUACUCUACCAUCAUCUUGGUCUGUGUGUACUCUACCAUCAUCUUGGUCUGUGUGUACUCUACCAUCAUCUUGGUCUGUGUGUACUCUACCAUCAUCUUGGUCUGUGUGUACUCUACCAUCAUCUUGGUCUGUGUGUACUCUACCAUCAUCUUGGUCUGUGUGUACUCUACCAUCAUCUUGGUCUGUGUGUACUCUACCAUCAUCUUGGUCUGUGUGUACUCUACCAACAUCUUGGUCUGUGUGUACUCUACCAUCAUCUUGGUCUGUGUGUACUCUACCAUCAUCUUGGUCUGUGUGUACUCUACCAUCAUCAUGGUCUGUGUGUACUCUACCAUCAUCUUGGUCUGUGUGUACUCUACCAACAUCUUGGUCUGUGUGUACUCUACCAUCAUCUUGGUCUGUGUGUACUCUACCAUCAUCUUGGUCUGUGUGUACUCUACCAUCAUCUUGGUCUGUGUGUACUCUACCAUCAUCUUGGUCUGUGUGUACUCUACCAUCAUCUUGGUCUGUGUGUACUCUACCAACAUCUUGGUCUGUGUGUAUGUGUCUGUCCUGUCUACAGUACAAAUAAACAACCAACAGGAAUAUACUUUCAAAAACAACCUCAAGCCAAACGACAAACUCUAUUCUGGUGUCUGAAUAAACUACAGCCUCUAUUCUGGUGUCUGAAUAAACUACAAACUCUAUUCUGCUGUCUAAAUAAACUACAACCUCUAUUCUGGUGUCUGAAUAAACUACAACCUCUAUUCUGGUGUCUGAAUAAACUACAAACUCUAUUCUGCUGUCUAAAUAAACUACAAACUCUAUUCUGGUGUCUGAAUAAACUACAAACUCUAUUCUGGUGUCUGAAUAAACUACAAACUCUAUUCUGGUGUCUGAAUUCUGGAAUCAUCCGACACUGAAAUUACAUUAUUUGACCAAGGUGGCCACUGCCACAGAAAUUAACACUUGAAUUUUCUUUCUGGAAUUUGUGGAGUUGCUACUCUGAAGAAAUGGCUCCUUCGCUGAGCACAGGCGUCAAUUCAACGUCUAUGCCACGUUGGUUCAACGUAAUUUCAUUGAAAUGACGUGGUUUUGUCUGUCUCUUCUCCUUCUCCAUCCCCCUCUCUUCUAUUUCUCUCUGGGAAGAAGCUCCCUCCAGGACUCAAAGCUCUAGCUUUUUAGUUUUCAUGUCGGUCAGUGUUUAUCUAGCAGGUUGUCUCUCUCUUUCACUGUUUGCUUUGGACUGUUCUCAAUGUGCUUUUUCUCAUGGACGCUAGCUAGAUCCUCCUAUCAAAAAGAGAGGUUUCCUGUUUUGUGAAAACGCACACCACCUCCUCCCUCACCCCUCUGAUGAUGUGUGGUGUGUGGUGUGUGUUUCUUUGUGCCAAUAGCUAGCGAGGCGAGAGAGAGCGAGUUGGCUCUUGUACGUGGCGUGUUGAGACUGUAUUGGGACACUAAUGUGUGAGAUGGGUUUUGUGUCCCCCUCCCUCCCUCCCCUCCUCCCCCUCCCCCCAUCACUAUGACCCCUCUCGACCUCCUCCUCUCCUCUUAUACUCCAACACACCCCUACAGAGACGGGAAAACUAGUACAUUCCUGCUUUGGAAAAAUGUUGAUUAAAAAAAAAAUGUUUAAGCACCA
Oncorhynchus kisutch (coho salmon) is the source of this 6674-nucleotide messenger RNA. Its product is annotated as ephrin-B2. The transcript has 3 exons. NCBI's taxonomy places the organism in Eukaryota, Metazoa, Chordata, Actinopteri, Salmoniformes, Salmonidae. Gene Ontology annotation, cellular component: membrane. The coding region runs from base 596 to 1300 and encodes 234 amino acids. The record is from RefSeq and is a predicted model, not a curated record.